Molecule: messenger RNA, 1315 nt
Organism: Guyanagaster necrorhizus
Lineage: Eukaryota; Fungi; Basidiomycota; Agaricomycetes; Agaricales; Physalacriaceae
Exons: 2
Coding region: 98-967 (289 amino acids)
Source: RefSeq, a predicted model, not a curated record
UUUGAUUUGGCAAUGAAAUAGGCGCCUGCCCUUGACCUUGACUUGCAUUGCUUGUCUCUUAUAAGGCCAUCUGUCUUAUCCUUCGGCAUUCUGAGUUAUGAAUCCAUCACAACACGAUUUUGUUCCUCCACCUGCCUAUUCAGCACGGGAGUUCGAUACCAAAAUGUCAUUAGCGCGUGCAGCGUCGACGAUAACACAACCGCCUCAGCAGCAGGUGGAAGAGGAGGAAUGGGAGCAGUGGGAUGAUGCCGUAUUCGACGCUGCAGCAAGCUCAGGACAAGCAAUAUCCAGUUCCGACCAUCGACGGGAGAGUCGCGCAGGAUCCAGCCCCACUGCAACCCGCUGGGCGCUCCCUGCUCGACCCGGGGAAGCAGGACCAUCUGUGCCACCUCUCAAGAUACACAAGAAAAACCGAUCGUCAACAGGUUCGUCGUCGAAACAGCGACCCAGUUGGUACGCCGAAGCUGGACUUGAUAGCCAUCAGUCGAGCAACUCCAUGAGACCAGUGUCUCCAGCUGCCCCAGGGUCCUUACAUGCUGUACCUGUUCGCAUUGGCAGCAACGGCCAAGACUACAGCAUCCCGCCGCCACCCUUCACGGCUGUCGGCCCGUCGCUUGAGGGCCCUCCGUUCGAAGAGAUGGACCCGCUUAGUUUCCGACCGAAUCCACCGCCCAGCCGCCCGCCCAGCCGGGCACCAUCUGUUUCCCCGUCCCAGUUCCGGGGCGCCCUACCUCUACCAAGCAUACCGCCAGUGCGACGCGUCUCGCGAGCGGAUCCAGCGGUCGGUCCAGACACGGGGGCCUCACGUAUGAGCUUUAACCCGGCAGUCGCAUACAACAAGCACAAGGAUACCCAGGCUGUUACAAGCGAAUACCAUCCUCCAAUCCAGUCUUUUGAUGCUACUGCUCUCUACCAUUCCUCAGUAGCCUCACAACUCACUAUUGUUCCGUCGCAACGUCCACAGUAAUUCUGCUUCCAUUCAAGACGGACAUGUUGCUGAGUUUCACCCAGAUCCUAUAUCACACCGGCCCGUCCCCCAAGUGCUGCUAGUACGUGCACGAGUUCACACUCAGGGUACACCUGGGCGCCUUGUCCUGUGCCCCCUGUGUCGUCCCGGUAUCACGGAGGACCACCUGUCGACUCUCCCGUGCCAAGGUGGGCCACAUCAGAACAGCAGCUCACCAACAUGUUCAGAUGACUUGCAUACUGGCGGUACUGUGUCUUUGAUUAUAAACAUGUACUUGUUAAACACUAGUUAGCGCCGAUUGGCAACACCAUCUGGUGCAAAUACAAUAAUGUUUGGAUUUUCAAAUUU